Nestor notabilis (Kea) is the source of this 990-nucleotide messenger RNA. RefSeq names its product Dab, reelin signal transducer, homolog 1 (Drosophila) (gene DAB1). The transcript has 6 exons. The record is from RefSeq and is a predicted model, not a curated record. The annotation marks the transcript as partial. Lineage: Eukaryota; Metazoa; Chordata; Aves; Psittaciformes; Psittacidae.
CUGCAGAAUGGAAACUUAUUGCUGGACAUUGAUGAAAAUCUUGUUUCAGUCACUCAGGCUGUUACCCAACUAGAGCUUUUUGGGGACAUGUCUACUCCUCCUGAUGUAACCUCUCCCCCAACUCCUGCUACUCCAGGUGAUGCCUUUAUCCCAUCUUCAUCCCAGUCACUUCCUGCUAGUACAGACAUGUUUGGUUCUGUACCUUUCAGCACUGCUGCCGUACCCUCAGGUUAUGUUGCCAUGGGAGCUGUUCUGCCCUCAUUCUGGGGACAGCAACCACUUGUUCAACAGCAGUUGGCCAUGGGUGCUCAGCCUCCAGUUGCUCAGGUGAUGCAGGGAGGACAGCCGAUAGCGUGGGGCCAACCCGGUAUUUUUCCUCCUACUCAGCAACCGUGGCCAUCUGUAGCUGGUCAGUUCCAACCAACUGCCUUCAUGCCAACACAAACUGUUUUGCCUUUACAAGCAGCCAUGUUUCAAGGUACCAUUGCUCCUAUUGCUACUGUUCCACCCACAAGUGAUUCCAACAGGUCGAGUCCACAGACAGACAGGGCCAGACAGAAAAUGGGAAAAGAAAUGUUUAAAGAUUUCCAGAUGGCUCAGCCUCCACCAGUGCCAUCAAGAAAACCAGAUCAGCCUUCCCUCAGUUGUACCUCAGAGGCCUUCUCAAGUUACUUUAACAAAGUUGGGAUGGCACAGGAAGCAGAUGAUUGUGAUGACUUUGACAUCUCUCAGUUAAAUUUGACUCCUGUGACUUCCACGACACCAUCUACGAAUUCACCUCCAACCCCUGCACCCAGACAGAGUUCUCCAUCGAAAUCAUCAGCAUCUCACACCAGUGAUCCUGCGGCAGACGACCUCUUUGAAGAGGGGUUUGAAAGCCCAAGCAAAAGUGAGGAGCAAGAGGCUCCUGAUGGGUCUCAGGCCUCAUCCAACAGUGAUCCAUUUGGUGAGCCAACUGGUGAUACUAUAAGUCCACAGGUCGGUAGCUAG